CAUUGGAAAUAUCUGAGGUUGUCCACAGAAAAAGGGAAAGAAAGAAAGGAGUUAACUAGUAGCGUCUUCUGGAACUGAAUAAUAGACGUGGCCUAAAAUCUAUGAAAAAUAUCCCGUUUUCUUCUUCUUCUUUCUUUUCUCUCUCAAAUUGAAAUCGGAAUUUUUGGGAUGAAUUGAGGGGGAAUGAUUUGGUGAUCCUUUGAAGAAAGAAGGAUGUUGGAGGAUCAGGUGGCUUACCUCUUGCAAAGGUACCUUGGCAACUACGUCAGGGGACUCAACAAGGAAGCGCUCAAGAUCAGUGUUUGGCAAGGAGAUGUGGAGCUAACUAAUAUGCAGUUGAAACCAGAGGCACUUAAUGCAUUGAAAUUGCCUGUGAAGAAUAAGGCUGGAUUUCUUGGCUCUGUGAAACUUAAGGUACCUUGGAGUAGGCUUGGUCAGGACCCAGUUGUAGUUCAUCUGGAUCGUAUUUUUUUGUUAGUUGAACCUGCAACGCAUGUUCAAGGGUCCACUGAAGAUGCCAUUCAAGAAGCUAAGAAAAGCCGAGUGCGGGAAAUGGAAAUGAAGCUGGUAGAGAAGGCUCAACAAUUAAAGUCUGAAGUGAAUCAAUCAUGGUUGGGUUCCCUUCUCAACACUAUAGUUGGAAAUUUGAAACUCUCAAUUUCAAAUAUUUAUAUCAGAUACGAGAACAGUGAAAGCAAUCCUGGUCACCCAUUUGCAGCAGGUGUGACCUUGGAAAAACUCUUAGCUAUGACAGUUGAUGACAAUCGGAAUGAGACUUUUAUUACUGGUGGUUCACUAGAUCGUAUACAAAAGUUUGUUGAACUUGACCGACUUGCACUUUAUCUGGAUUCUGAUAUAAUCCCAUGGCAUAUUGACAAGCCAUGGGAGGAUUUGCUUCCUUCUGAGUUUUUGAAUAUGGCACUGAAGAAGGCAAACCUCCUGAUAGAAUUGUCAAACUGCACAUUUAUAUUCUGGAACCAAUUACAGGAAAUGCAAAGUAUACAAAGUUAA
Messenger RNA from Humulus lupulus (European hop), 1011 nucleotides. RefSeq lists its product as uncharacterized. Lineage: Eukaryota; Viridiplantae; Streptophyta; Magnoliopsida; Rosales; Cannabaceae. The coding region runs from base 214 to 1011 and encodes 265 amino acids. The transcript is spliced from 8 exons. The record is from RefSeq and is a predicted model, not a curated record.